Messenger RNA from Balearica regulorum gibbericeps (East African grey crowned-crane), 867 nucleotides. Its product is annotated as protein phosphatase 1 regulatory subunit 3C-B-like. NCBI's taxonomy places the organism in Eukaryota, Metazoa, Chordata, Aves, Gruiformes, Gruidae. Gene Ontology annotation, molecular function: protein phosphatase 1 binding; glycogen binding. Gene Ontology annotation, cellular component: protein phosphatase type 1 complex. The record is from RefSeq and is a predicted model, not a curated record. Gene Ontology annotation, biological process: regulation of glycogen biosynthetic process.
AUGCCCGUGGACCUGGCCGUGCAGCUCUGCCUGAGCCACUCACCCCCCAUCCGCAAGCUGCUGAACUCCUAUGAGGAGCUGCGGGGCAACCGGGGGCGCAAACCCCUCCGAUCCUGUCUCAACCAGAAGCUGAGCGCAGAACCCGAACCUGAGCGGCGAGAUAGCACCAAGAGCUCCAAGGGCCAGAAGAAGAAGAGAGUCGUGUUUGCUGACAUGAAGGGGCUCUCGCUGACAGCUGUCCGCUUCUUCUCAAAGAUUGAGGAGGACCUCUGUGACUUGCAGCAUGCCCUGUCUGACCUUGCCUGCUUCCGACCUAGGCUGCGGGACUCACGCCCAGAGGUGUGCAGGUACGUGCUGGACUUCCCACAGCCCUCUGUGGACUACAUGACUUUCCGCAGCCGCCUACACAGCAACCUUGUCUGCCUGGAGAACUGCCUGAUCCAGGACCGUACCCUGUCAGGGACAGUGAAGGUCAGAAACAUCGAGUACGAGAAGAAAGUGAUGGUCCGCAUCACCUUCGAUGGCUGGAAGAGCUUCCGGGACAUUUCCUGCCAGUACAUGCAUAGCACGUACGGCUCAGCCGACACAGACACGUUCUCUUUUGAGCUUGCCCUGCCCAAGCCAUCCGUCUCCCGCAGGGCCACAGAGUUCUGCAUCUCCUUCCAGUGCGGCCAGAAGACCCACUGGGACAACAACCACGGGAGGAACUACAAGAUCUGCCAUGUGGGCGUGACCCGCCCACCCUCCCAUGCCGUGAAGAGUGCCAACGGGGCCUGGGAGCGUCUUGGCACCUCUCGGGCUGCCGCCCUGGUCCUUUCUCACCUGCAGACCUGGCGGCGCUCAGAGAGCCAGGCUCCUUAUUGGUAG